AUGAAGCGCUUCAGCCAGAGGGUUCUGUCGCGCGGGAAAGACUCCAGCAAAUCAUCAAAGAAGAAGGACUCUAAAGACGGCACAGCCUCCCCCAACAGCACAGCAUCGAGGGACGCUUCCAACCAGUCUCCUACAAUCACGCCCUCGUCGUCCGCGUCGAACCUCCCCGACACCCGAAACAAGCCUCUUCCCCCUAACAGCGCUGGAGCACAUGGGCAAGAGCAGGGCAUACCAGGGCAGUCACCCUUGAGCAACAUGAGCUCUGCCUCGGGAUCUGGCUCCUUCGGCGGCUCCCCUCAGGCUGCUAAUGGCGGAGGCACGCCCCAGCGCUCCGGCGGUCUCCCGCCCACAGUCAUCAUCAGCCCCAGCGCUCCCCAUGUCCCUCCGCCCGGCGCGGCCGAGACCAUGCCGCAUGACCUGGCGCCUCCAAAAGCCGGCCAGAAAUCCCUGAUGUUCGACCGCCUGCAGCAGACACCGAAGGACGUGCCCGAGGGACUGCGGACUCCGAAGCGGCAGCACUCGUCUCGGUUUGAUAUCUCGGCGCAUCGCGAGCUGGAAAAGCUUCCUGGGUUUCACGAGGUGCCGCCUAAUCGUCGGCAGGAGCUGUUCAUGCAGAAGAUCGACCAGUGCAACGUCAUUUUCGACUUCAACGAUGCCAGUGGAGACAUGAAGUCCAAGGAGAUCAAGCGCUUGGCGCUUCACGAGCUGCUCGACUACGUUGCCAACAACCGGCAGGUCAUCACUGAACCCAUGUACCCGCGGGUUGUCGAGAUGUUCGCCAAGAACUUGUUCCGCCCACUGCCACCGCCAAUGAACCCAUCGGGCGAAGCCUUCGACCCGGAAGAGGAUGAGCCCGUGCUGGAAGUCGCUUGGCCUCACAUCCAGGUCGUCUACGAGUUCUUCCUGCGCUUCAUUGAGAGCCAGGACUUCAACACCAACAUCGCGAAGGCCUACAUUGACCAUAGUUUUGUUCUCCGGCUGCUUGAGCUCUUCGACUCCGAAGACCCUCGUGAGCGCGAUUUCCUAAAGACAACGCUGCACAGGAUCUACGGGAAAUUCCUCAAUCUGCGAAGCUUCAUUCGACGAUCCAUCAACAAUGUCUUCUUUCAUUUUGUGUACGAGACGGAAAGGUUCAACGGCGUGGCCGAACUCCUCGAAAUUCUGGGGUCCAUUAUCAACGGAUUCGCACUGCCCUUGAAGGAGGAACACAAGUUGUUCCUUACACGUACGCUGAUACCUCUGCACAAAGCAAAGAGCCUCAGCAUGUACCACCCACAGCUUGCGUAUUGCAUCGUUCAAUUCUUGGAGAAGGAUGCGUCCCUUACGGAAGAGGUGGUGCUUGGUCUCCUGCGCUAUUGGCCAAAGGUAAACAGCACCAAGGAGGUCAUGUUUUUGAACGAGGUAGAGGAUAUCUUCGAGGUUAUGGACCCGGCGGAGUUUGCCAAGGUUCAGGAACCCUUGUUCCACCAGCUCGCCAAGUCGGUGGCAAGUCCUCAUUUCCAGGUUGCAGAGCGUGCUCUGUACUUCUGGAACAACGAGUACUUCUGCAACCUGGUCAGCGAUAACGUCGAGAUCAUCCUCCCCAUCAUGUUCGCGCCGCUGUACGAGAACUCGAAGGGGCACUGGAAUAGGACUAUCCAUGGGAUGGUGUACAACGCUAUGAAACUCUUCAUGGAAAUUAACCCUCAACUCUUCGACGACUGCUCCCAGGAGUACACGGAGCAGCAGAACAGCGCGCCGGCUAGGGAGAAGCAGCGGGAGAGGAAAUGGGCGGCCAUUCAAGACUUGGCCAACAAACAAAAGGCUAAUGGGUCAGCGGCACUCCAAGAUGAGCAGACGGAAGAGACUGACGGCACAGAAGAUAACCAGAAGCGGCUCGACUCGCUGAACCUGCAAGACGGAGACCGAAGAGAUCGGCGGCCGGGCACGCACGAGAGGCAGAGCUCAGCGGGGUCGUCGAGAAGCGGGCGAUAA
Diaporthe citri is the source of this 1974-nucleotide messenger RNA. RefSeq lists its product as uncharacterized. Gene Ontology annotation, biological process: signal transduction. Gene Ontology annotation, cellular component: protein phosphatase type 2A complex. NCBI's taxonomy places the organism in Eukaryota, Fungi, Ascomycota, Sordariomycetes, Diaporthales, Diaporthaceae. The transcript has 4 exons. The record is from RefSeq and is a predicted model, not a curated record. Bases 1 to 1974 code for a protein of 657 amino acids. Gene Ontology annotation, molecular function: protein phosphatase regulator activity.